AUGUCGACCACUGCCUCCACAGGCUCUCCCACCUUCCGCCGCACUGGUACCAACAGAAGUAUCUCCCAAGAGAACGCCAACAUUGAGGACGCCAAGUUGGGCAGUAGAUCUGUAAGUUCAAUUCUCCUUUCUGGACAUCGAGUCCUCCCACAAGGCCCACGCUCUCGUCCCUUCACUCUUCGAAGAAACAUUUACCCCGCCACCCCUCGAUCCAAAUAUUUCCGCAACGCCCCCUCUUCUUUGGACAUCAUCACACACCUGCAUUGUACCAAUGAUAAAUAGAAGCUUCGAUUGAUGCUGACUUUCGGUAUCUUUUAGGACAGCACACACUCCCUCAAGAAGUCUGCUACAGCUUUGAUGUCGAGCAAGCUUGGAAACCAGGCGGCCCCAAAGGUCAGCUUGUCCUCCUACUUGUCUUCCUUGUCCAUCACGGAAAGCCAAAGCAAGUACUUACCUCCGCAGAAGAUGAAGAUGAGCCACGACUCCCACACAUCCUCUGACGCGAUGGACAAGCUACUUGCGAAGCUCUCGGAGCAGAGUGCCACCAUCAACGAGCAACAAAAGGCCCUCAAAUCUUCCGAGGAUUCUACAGCGUACUCUCGAACUGUCGAAUACCUUUCUACUUCGAAUGCCCCACUGCCAAUCACGCCUGUCACUGAGGCCAACCAAAGCUCCACACCAAGUACUGCUCCUCCAAGUGCCAUUGGUGACGAUUCCUCUGCGGCCGGCGGCGAAGAAGUCAUUCGAUUGAAGCUUGAGCUUGAGGCUGCAAAGGCUCGCAUGGCUCGUAUGGACCAAGAACUUUCUCAAAGUCGAAUCACAAAGCACACUAUCGACCAAGCCAUCGGCACUGCCUCCGAAGUUGAUUUCGGCGUCAACGCUGAGCUCUCCGACCCUCGCUUGGCCCACAUUCAACAAGCAAUGAACUCAGGUAUGCGCCCCCAAAUCUCGCGUGAGGCAUCUUGGGUUGCUCAAGAUGAUUCUCGUUCCGACACAAGCGACGCAUUAUCUGCUGGUGGUUUCAAUCGUGCCCGCAACAUCUGGGGUAACGGAGGUAAGCCUGGUUAUCCUCAAGGUCCUGUACCAGCUUUUCAGUCCUCCGACUCUUCCAACCAGUGGAUGAAUCGUGGCUUUGGCGGCCAACCAUUUGUCGACCCACCAAUGCCAUAUUCUGGUCCCCCAAUGAGUGCGUUCCGCGCUGAUCGUUUAGCUCCUGACACUGAUCUACUCAUGGCUCCUCCUGCUGGUCGCCGUAAUCAAGGUCCUGGUCGCUUUGGUCGAGGCUCGUUCCCAUACGCCAGUAGCAGCAGUUCCUACGAUGGAUAUACACCUGCUUCAACACCAUAUGGUUCCGUCGGAGGUAUGGCUGGUGGAGUUGGCAUGAGCAGUGGUAUGAGUAUGGGAGGUGGUAGUAUGUAUGGUGGUUAUCAACCUCAGCCAAUUGGUACACCGCUCUCUCCACACGCCCCUGAAUUCACCUCCAGCACCGGUGGAUGGAAGAGCGAGGUAAGUCUGCAAGUCCAACAUGUUUGGGAAUCUCCUAACCAUAUUUAGGUCGUUGCUACCGAGGGUCAAACUUACUUGCCCACCACAGAGCCUCUCAACUAUCGUCGUCUCCUUGAUCGAACUGUCAACUGCAACUGGAAGUAUAUCGUUGAUAAGAUUGUAUGCAACAAUGAUCAACAGGCAUCAAUCUUCCUCCAACAGAAGCUCAAGGUCGGCACAACAGAGCAAAAGUACGACAUUGUCGAGGCAAUUGUCGCACAAGCCUAUCCCUUGAUGGUCAAUCGCUUUGGAAACUUCUUGGUUCAACGAUGCUUCGAGCAUGGAACUGCGGAGCAGGUUAUCAAGAUUGCCGAAGCCAUUAGAGGUAACACUUUGAACCUUUCCAUGGAUGCAUUUGGUUGCCACGUCGUUCAAAAGGCAUUUGACUCUGUCCCUGAGGACUACAAGGCAAUCAUGGUUCAUGAACUCCUUCGUCGCAUUCCGGAGACCGUUAUUCAUCGAUACGCUUGUCACGUUUGGCAAAAGCUCUUUGAGCUCCGAUGGACCGAAUCUCCCCCACAAAUCAUGAAGUAUGUCAACGAGGCUCUUCGUGGAAUGUGGCAUGAGGUUGCUCUUGGUGAGACUGGUAGUUUGGUUGUACAGAACAUCUUUGAGAAUUGUCUCGAGGAUGAUAAGGUAUUCAUCCCCCCCCCUGAAAAUCCCACUAUGGAAUUGACUAAUCACAAUUUAGCGUCCUUGUAUCGAAGAGGUCCUUGCCAGUAUUGAUAUCGUUGCCCAUGGUCAAUUCGGAAACUGGUGCAUCCAACACAUCUGCGAACACGGUGCUCCAGCUGACCGAAGCCGUGCCAUCGACCACGUCAUUCGUUAUGCCUCUGAGUACAGCAUGGAUCAGUUCGCCUCCAAGGUUGUUGAAAAAUGCCUCAAGAUUGGCGGUGUUGAUUUCCUAGGACGUUACCUUGACCGAGUAUGCGAAGGCCGUCUCGAUAGACCACGCAUUCCAUUGAUCGACAUUGCAAGUGAUCAAUAUGGCAACUACCUCAUCCAGUACAUUCUCACACAUUCCAACCCUCAACAUCGUGAGAUCGUUGCUCAGCACAUCCGAAAGCACAUGGUCUCUCUCCGUGGUUCCAAAUUUGGUUCUCGAGUUGGUAUGCUCUGCACUAAUCCUGCCAUCCAAACUCGUCCUGGUCCUGGAGUUGGCCCAGCCAUCGGUGCUCCCAAUCCCCGUCUUCCUCAACAGACCCCAAGAUAUGGUGGAGCUUAUCGCUAAGCAAUAUCAUUCGAUAUCCACCUCGUUGCUCUGACAUCUUACACUCACCUGUGUCUUGGCUUUGGCUCACUUCACGAUCUUAAGAUGACACAUGAUAUCGAAAGGGCUCCGUCUCUCUGUGUACUUUUGGUCUUUCAUAUCUAAGGAUGUCAUAAAUUGGCUGUUACAUCCUACGAAAGCCACGUUCAACAUUGUUUGUUUCCACUCUGUGUUCACACCAAAAGUCCAUAAUUGUCAAGCCAGGCUGCGAUAUUUCUUUCUUGUUUUCCAACAUUUUCUCCGACAACCUAAUUUACCAAUACUGGUCAUCCUACGCUGGGGAUGAUUCUUCAGUGCUUUGGACACAUCAUGGUUACGGUUUUGCGAUAGGUUGAAUCAUAGUAUGCUUAUCGCCGCCUUUGCUGGUGGCCGCUACUAUUUCACCUUGACUAUUUGGCAGAUCGCACUUUGCAUUGAUGUAUUUCUUUUCUCUCCGAGGGUGCUCUUCUUGUUAUCAUAUUGCGACUUUCUGCAAUUAGAAUUGGGAGGUGAUAUCUGCUUUGAUUCUGCGUUUUGGCCGCAGAUAUUACUGUGGUAAAGGUCCUGCUUCUGAUUUGUGGAAAGGUUGUGUCUUUUCUCGGUUUUUCUCGUUUGGCACUGUUUCACCCUUGUAUCCAAAUCAGGAGGCAAAAAAAAGGGAAAGGCUUUGUUAUCUAGUCAGUCGUUACA
Molecule: messenger RNA, 3484 nt
Organism: Hymenoscyphus albidus
Lineage: Eukaryota; Fungi; Ascomycota; Leotiomycetes; Helotiales; Helotiaceae
Source: the annotation of a GenBank genome assembly